AUGUCAAAAAACGAAGAAUCACCUGAAGUUGAAAAGAAAACUGAGAUUAGUGCUGAAGUGGAUCAAGCUCUUUCCAAUUUAUCUUCUACUCCGGACGUAAUGCUUCAAACAUUCAAAGUUAUAAUUAGAAGUAAUGGGAAGAAAUGCGUCGCAAGAGCUAUUAUCGAUACUGCUUCACAGCGAUCAUAUUUAUUAAGAAGUACAGCUAAAGAAAUGAACUAUGAACCUCAGAGUUGUGAAUAUUUACAACACUCUUUAUUUGGAGGGAAAGACUCAGGGAUAUGCAAGCAUGAUAGUUUAGCAGCCUGUAAUAUAAAUAGUGUGGAUGAUUGUCAAAAUCCUAUUGAGAUUCUUAUUGGGGCUGAUGUAGCUGGAAAACUCAUGACGGAUGGUCGUCGUGAGUUGCCUUGUGGUCUCGUAGCUAUUGAGACCAAAUUUGGAUGGUCAGUUAUGGGACGAAUGCCGAAUACUUCGAAAAGUGAGUUUUCAUCAUCGUUCUUAGUUACAUCCUUGUUAUCUACUGUGGAGACCAUAACAGAUCUAUGGACUUUGGACACACUUGGGAUCACUGACCCAUCAGUCAAGAAAAACCAGACUGAACUGCAAGAAGCUGCUCGGUUACAUUUUCUAAAUACAGUUCGUAUAGUCGAUGAUCGUUUCGAGGUUGAUUUGCCCUGGUUGGAAUAUCAUCCACCACUAACAAACUAUUUUGACUUAGCCGAGAGAAGACUGAACAAAACUGUUAAACAUCUUAAAAUCGAGUCCAAUUAUGAAGCUUUAGGAGAUGUUUUCAAGGAAUGGCUAAAAGAGGGAGUAAUUGAAGAGGCUGAUAAAAAUUAUCAAGGGCAAGUUCUUUACCUUCCUCAUCGAGAAGUUAUCAAAGAGAAUAGCACUACAAAACUCCAACCGGUAUUUGAUGCUUCGGCCAAAGUAAAGGGAUUUCCUAGUCUUAAUGACUGCUUAGAAAAAGGCCCAAAUCUAAUAGAACAGCUUCCGAGUAUUUUAAUACGCUUUCGAAAAGAAAGAUUAGGUGUUAUUGCUGAUAUACGAAGAGCCUUUCUUCAAAUAAGUGUUUCACCUACUGAUAGAGACUUUUUGCGGUUCUUAUGGCUUGAUAGUGAUGGUCAACUGAAAGUGUACAGGCACUGCCGUGUAGUUUUUGGUGUAGCAAGUAGCCCUUUUCUUCUAAACUCUACUAUUCAGCUUCACCUACAAACUGUUUUAGAGAAAAUAGAAACCGGUGAAUCCUUAUAUACGAAAGGUGUCAUUCAAAAACUUAUGCAUAGUUUUUAUGUUGACAAUUGUGUCAGUUGUGUUAAAAAUGAAGAAGAACUCAAUCAUUUUAUUAGUGUAUCAACUGAGGUAAUGGCUGAGAGAAAAUUUGAGCUUAGAGGGUGGGAGUUCAAUGAUAUUAAUGCUGAUGCUUCUGCUGAUACAAAUGUGCUCGGUUUAAUAUGGAAUAAAAAAUCUGACACUCUAAGAAUAAAUACUGGUAGUAUAAAAGAGUUAUGUUUUGAAAAAGUGACUAAGCGCUUAAUCUUACAGCUCAUAGAUUGUUUUGAUCCUCUUGGUAUGUGUUGUCCUGUUAUCCUUAUCCCUAAGUUAUUACUUCAAGAAACUUGGAAGCAGAAGAUAACAUGGGAUGAAGAAGUUGAUACCUGUACGAGAACUACAUUUUUAAAAUGGUUGAAAGAUAUUGACUAUCUGGAAAAGAUCCAUUUUCCAAGAUAUUUUGGUUCAAGGAGUACGAGUGAAAAUACUUCAGUACAUAUUUUCUGUGAUGCCAUACAACUGAUACAAGCCAGGAGUAGAUUUACACCAACUGGAAAAGAAGAAACUACUAUCGCGAGAUUGGAAUUACUUGCAGCUACUAUAGCGUCUCGCCUUUCGUCCUCAAUUUUGUCUGAGAUACAGAGUGAAGAAGUUUACUUCUGGACUGAUUCUUCUACUGUUUUAGCCUGGAUAACGAGAGAAGAAGCCUGGAGUGUAUUUGUCCAGAAUAGGGUGAAGGAAAUAAGAAGACUAACAAAUAAAGAUUCUUGGAGACAUAUUCCUGGUUGCAUGAAUCCAGCUGAUCUUCCGAGUAGAGGUUGUUCAGCUCUCUCCUUAUUGAAAUCUCAGUGGUGGUUAGGUCCAAGUUGGCUUUACUUGCCUGAAGAAGAUUGGCCUAAAGGUGACUUAAAUUUAGAUGAGACUGAGAUUGUUAGAGAAAAGAAAAAGAGCAUAGUUUCUUCUGUAACAAAAUGUUUAGUUUCUGCAUGCUUGGUUACCAAGAGAGACUGGUAUUACAGAUAG
Stegodyphus dumicola is the source of this 2295-nucleotide messenger RNA. RefSeq lists its product as uncharacterized. NCBI's taxonomy places the organism in Eukaryota, Metazoa, Arthropoda, Arachnida, Araneae, Eresidae. The record is from RefSeq and is a predicted model, not a curated record.